Messenger RNA from Glycine soja, 742 nucleotides. RefSeq lists its product as uncharacterized. Bases 32 to 514 code for a protein of 160 amino acids. The record is from RefSeq and is a predicted model, not a curated record. NCBI's taxonomy places the organism in Eukaryota, Viridiplantae, Streptophyta, Magnoliopsida, Fabales, Fabaceae. The transcript has a single exon.
ACGUGUGUUGGUACUUGGUCGGAAGCUUAAGAUGACUAAGAGGGAGUUGGAAACUCUCAUGGGGAAAGUGAGAGGUUUGAGCCUUCUAUCUCUUGGUGGUUGCUUCGAUGGUUGCUAUGACCACACUCAAGCCUAUGGAUUAGGUACAAGGAUCUGGAACUUCAGUGAUCGACCAGUGGAGCUGCAGAUAAGGGUGGGAUCAAUACUGAAGAAGGUUCACACUUUGAAGCCAGGUUCAUGUAAGAGGCUGAGAAGUAAACGCAUAUACAAGGCAUAUAUGCCUGGUAAGAAUGGAAAUGAUGGUGUGGGAUUGAAGAGCUUGCUUUAUUACUAUGAUGAAACUUGUCACCCUUAUGUUUGGAUUCAUGACAUAGGGGGUGAUUCCAUGAGGAUGGUUAAACAGCAGUAUAUUAGCCUUGAGGAUUUGAGGGAUUCUUCUGAGAUCAGGAUCUUUAGGGAUCAGCAGAGAGGUUGCAUUUCAGUUCUCAAGAGAACUAGACUAGAUUUAUGCUGAAUUUGAGUGUAAUGCUUGCUUAACUACUUCACUAGUUUAAUUUGUCAUGGGUAGGAAAAUAACAUGUUUGCGUCUUGCUUUGCUUUGUUGUGUUAUUUAUUGCAAAAUGCAAUAUAGGUCCAUGAUCAUGGUAAAUUAUUAGCUAGUGUACUGAAAACGUGAAAGAUUUUCUGUAUCCACUUCCUUGAAGAUAUAUUAAAAUCCACUCAUGAGACUUUGAUUUUGAAA